Hibiscus syriacus is the source of this 1760-nucleotide messenger RNA. Its product is annotated as protein NRT1/ PTR FAMILY 5.10-like. Bases 35 to 1699 code for a protein of 554 amino acids. The record is from RefSeq and is a predicted model, not a curated record. The transcript is spliced from 3 exons. NCBI's taxonomy places the organism in Eukaryota, Viridiplantae, Streptophyta, Magnoliopsida, Malvales, Malvaceae. Gene Ontology annotation, cellular component: membrane. Gene Ontology annotation, biological process: transmembrane transport; dipeptide transport. Gene Ontology annotation, molecular function: tripeptide transmembrane transporter activity; dipeptide transmembrane transporter activity.
AGUGCAUCCAAACUGCAAGGCAUUUGCCAAACCAAUGGCAGACACCAAUCUCUUGGCUGCUCAAACUCCACUAUUACAUGACACCGUUGAUGCCUGCGUUGACUACAAAGGCCGCCCUGUCCGCCGCUCAAACUCUGGCGGUUGGCGAUCUGCUUCUUUCAUCAUCGCCGUUGAAAUUGCUGAGAGGUUUGCUUAUUAUGGAAUCUCUUCAAACCUUAUUACUUACUUGACGGGGCCUCUCGGCGAGUCCACUGCCGCCGCCGCUGCACAAGUUAACGCAUGGUCUGGGGCGGCGGCGCUUCUGCCUCUUUUGGGUGCAUUCAUUGCUGAUUCCUUUCUUGGCCGAUUCCGCACCAUCAUUCUUGCUUCCCUUCUUUACGUUUUGGGUCUUGGCUUGUUGACUCUGUCAGCUGCUCUUCCUUCUCUUCGGUUUCAAGUGAUACUAUUCUUCUUCUCACUGUAUCUAGUAGCAGUUGGACAAGGUGGGCACAAGCCGUGUGUUCAAGCUUUUGGUGCAGAUCAAUUUGAUAGACAAGAUCCGGAGGAGUGCAAAGCCCAGAGUUCUUUCUUCAAUUGGUGGUACUUUGGUAUAUGUGCUGGCACCUUCAUAACCCUUUGGAUUUUAACCUACAUCCAAGACAAUCUUAGUUGGGUUCUUGGAUUUGGGAUACCCACUAUUGUAAUGGUUGCUGGGCUGGUUGUUUUUCUGCUUGGAACGACUACUUACAGAUAUAGUACCAGAGGGGAUGAAGAAAGUCCAUUUGUGAGAAUUAGGCGAGUGUUUAUUUUGGCUGUUAAGAACCGGAAAACAGCAUCUUCUGCAAUUGCUGCGGAGGAAGAGGCCCGGGGAAUGCUUCCUACUCGAUGUUCCAAGCAAUUCAAGUUCCUCAAUAAAGCCUUGCUUGCUCCUGAUGGUUCAAAGGAACAAGGAAAGGUGUGUAGCAUCGGAGAGGUUGAAGAAGCGAAGACAGUAAUAAGGCUUGCACCAAUAUGGGCUUCAAGCUUGUUUUAUGCAAUUGUCUAUGCGCAAACAACGACAUUCUUUACCAAGCAAGGGGCUACCAUGGACAGAUCAAUUACAACAGGGUUCCAAAUACCUGCUGCUUCACUUCUGUCAUUUAUUAGCCUUACAAUUAUGAUCUUCAUUCCUAUAUAUGACCGCAUUUUUGUUCCUUUAGCAAGAGCGUUGACUGGGAUUCCAGGCGGAAUUACAAUGCUACAAAGAAUUGGAACCGGAAUGCUUCUAUCUGCCUUAUCAAUGUUAACUGCUGCUUUAGUAGAGAUGAUGAGACUUAGAACUGCUCAAGAAUGCGGGUUGGUAGACAAGCCAAACGUGACAGUUCCGAUGAGUGUGUGGUGGUUGGUCCCUCAAUACAUACUGUCUGGAUUGUCCGAUGUAUUUGCAAUGGUUGGUCUUCAAGAAUUUUUUUAUCAUCAGGUGCCUAAAGAAUUAAGGAGUGUGGGCCUUGCACUCUACCUUAGCAUCUUUGGAGUUGGAAGCUUUUUGAGUAGCUUUCUGAUCUCAGCCAUUGAGAAGAUGACCGCUGGGGAUGGUCGGGAUAGCUGGUUUGCGAAUAAUCUGAAUAGGGCACAUCUUGAUUACUUUUAUUGGCUGCUUGCUGUACUUAGUGCCAUUGGACUGGCUCUCUUUUUAUGUUCUACAAAAUCGUACAUCUAUGCCCGGGGAGCCACCUUAUAGAUUGAAGAACUCAGGCUUACAUCAGUUGCCUCUGCAAUCAUCUUUAAAAGGUGUCAUUCGA